This is a messenger RNA of Suillus fuscotomentosus, 1863 nucleotides long. Its product is annotated as major facilitator superfamily domain-containing protein. Gene Ontology annotation, cellular component: membrane. The annotation marks the transcript as partial. The record is from RefSeq and is a predicted model, not a curated record. Lineage: Eukaryota; Fungi; Basidiomycota; Agaricomycetes; Boletales; Suillaceae. The transcript has 16 exons. Gene Ontology annotation, molecular function: transmembrane transporter activity. Gene Ontology annotation, biological process: transmembrane transport.
GAGGAUCACAGACUUUUGCGCAAGGUCGACCGCAGACUUCUGCCUGUUUUCACUCUGCUUUACCUCCUUAGUUUCCUGGAUAGGUCAAACAUCGGGAAUGCGAAACUCGAUGGAAUGACAACUGAUCUCGGUGUAUCUGCUGCUAGUUAUAACACCGCUUUGGCCAUAUAUUUUGUCGGUUAUAUUGUUUUCGAGAUCCCUGCCAAUGUAUGUGCCGCAAAUUUCAAUUCACUUCUUCAGCUAACCUCAUUUCCCUUAGAUAAUGAAUCUAACUUGUUAUCGUCGCUGUGCAGACUGAAGAACUGUAAUCCACAAGUCUGGCUCCCGUCAUUGACUCUUGCCUGGGGUAUCGUCUCUAUCGGCCAGGGUCUUGUCAAGAACCAAGCCGAAUUAUUUGGAAUCAGAUUCUUACUUGGUGCCACGGAAGCUGGGCUGUUUCCCGGUGUGAUAUACGUCUUCUCAGUAUAUUACCUGAGACGCGAGCGGAGUUGGCGAGUUGCAAUUUUCUUCGGUGGUUCGGCAUUGGCGGGGGCAUUUGGAGGAAUAUUUGCGUAUUGCAUUGGAUUGAUGAAUGGUGUGGGCGGAAAAAGCGGUUGGCAAUGGAUAUUCAUUCUUGAAGGAUUACUGACAGCGGUCAUUUCCCUUAUCGCAUAUUUCAUUGUGCCCACUUGGUCCCACAAGGCCAAAUUUUUAUCUGAAACAGAAAAAACGCGCCUGCUAGAUAGAUUGCGAGCAGAUUCUGAUGCGGGGACUGACCAAACUUUCAAAUGGUCGUCCGUCGGAGAUGCUUUUAGCGAUCACUUAGUCUGGGCAUAUGCAUUCCUCUUCCAUGGAUUCUCUUUUGUACUGUACUCGCUCAGCCUUUUCCUGCCUACAAUCAUCGCGGGACUCGGGUUCGAGACAUGGCAGGCUCAACUGAUGACCGUCCCCCCGAAUGUACUCGCAAGCUUCUCAAUAUGGACCACAGUAUAUUUCUCAAGCAAGUACAAUGCAAGAGCGCCGUUUAUCAUAGGAGCUGCAAUUGUAUCCAUCAUUGGAUAUAUCCUUCUCAUCACUUGCACGAAACCCGGUCUUCAAUAUUUUGGAGUACACCUCGCAGCGGCCGGCGUGUAUACAGGCAAUUCGCUUCUUCUGAGUUGGCCUGGGGAGAACGUUUCUGGUCAGGCUAAACGUGCAGUUGCGGUAGCCCUUCAAAUCAGCGUCGGCGAUAUCGGAGCGAUUGCAGGCUGUCUGAUCUACAGGCCCACACUGGCCAGUCACCUGUACCGCACACCCAAUCUUAUAGCCAUCGGCUAUCUCCUGUUCGCAAUCGUAAUGACCACAUAUUUGUGGGUCAUGAUGAGUAUGGAGAACAAGAGGCGAGAUCGUUUAUUGUCAAAGGGCGAAUCAAAGGAUGAAACCGAGGAAGAGAGAAUCAGGUUGGGUGAUCGUUCUGUGCGCUACAGAUACCGAAUUUGAGCAGAUUGCUACAUGUCAUCUGAACAUCCAUUAAACGACUUUCCAGAAGGAAUAUAACGUAGUGGGUAGUGUGAUGCGAUGCGAUAUUAGUAUGUGCGUAACGUGCGGCGAGCACGCGUAUAAUGAUAUAAACAUAAUGGACAGACUAAAAGCUACGUGGUCACACGGCGCCUCUUGUUAGCGCGUGUUGUCCGUUCCCGAUAUUCAUCAUCACCAUCAUCUUCGGUGAAGUAAUCAUCUUCCGCUGCGUCUGGGCCAUAAAGUUGCUUCCGCUUAUCUAGGUCAAGUUUCCGUAGAGAGCGAAGAUUGACCAUCAAUGAUUUAUGAAACUCGCUCUAAAUUUGGACGUCUGUCAGACAAGGGCCAGGUCAAGAGAGGGUGAAUGACUACCUUUGCAACGCGACG